AAAUAUUUGUUUCUCUGCACAUUUUGACUUCAAGGGAAUAUUGCAUGGCUAUCGUAACGUUUUAGUAUUAUAUUUCAAAAUGUGUAGUCUUUUAUAAGAUUUGUGUUUUUUAUGCCCCUGGCAUCUACUGAUGCAGGAGUCGUAUAGUGAUUGUCCUUUCCGUCCGUCGGUCCGUUCAUCCGUCCGUCCGUACGAGGUUAACCAAAUGGGACUGUUUCGUCUAGCAUCAAUACCCCUUACUAGAAUGACUACUAAUGCAGAUGUAACCUGUGACCAUUCCUAAUCUUCAGACAUCACCUGACCUUAGUUUGACCUUGACCUCGACCUCAUUUUGGACUUAGGUUGCUUUAUAUGGGCCAUCUCUUGGUUAACCAAAUGGGACCGUUUCGUCUAGCAUCAAUACCGCUUACAAGAAUGAAUUGAUACUAAUACAGGUGUAACCUGUGACCAUUCCUCAUCCUCAAACAUCACCUGACCUCAGUUUGACCUUGACCUCGUUAUGGACUUAGGUUGCUUUGAAUCGGCAAGGAUGCCACCGGGGGCAUCGAGCGUUUAUUGAACGCAGCUCCUUGUUUUAUUUGUCUUUAUUUAGCACCUUUAAGUGACUCACUGAGUUACAUACUUAUGCUUACAAUUUUCUAUUGUUUUUUAUUCACACCAAUCUUAUUUCACAGAUCUGGGCAAGCAUCAUGUCUACGUACACCACUAGAAAUAAAGAAGAUGUUUGGAAAUGUCAAAAGCAGAGCAAAAGAAAAGUAUGACAAUAACAAAAAGGCUGGGGGUGGUCCAGCAAUUAGCCUAAGCCCAACAGAAGAGCUUGUUAUAAACCACUUACUGCUGAACAACAAGUCUCAAAUGACUGGGCUGGAGGGUGGUGUAGACUUCCUUAUACCCUCUUCAACAAAUCAAGUUUCACAGCUGCUUCCACAAAGUAAACAUGUGACUGCUGCAAACACUAACAAGGAAACAACAUGUAUAACAGUUCAGGAAGAGUUUGAAGGUGAUAACAUAAUUGACAGGUAAUGCAACUGAAAUACCUCAUGCUAAAUGCAUUUAAAUUUAAUGGUAAUUGUCAGAGAUUAAAUAACUCAUUACUAUUGUAUUGAAAAUAUACUCCAAUAGUUAUGGGUCA
Mercenaria mercenaria is the source of this 1132-nucleotide messenger RNA. RefSeq lists its product as uncharacterized. The coding region runs from base 625 to 1023 and encodes 132 amino acids. The record is from RefSeq and is a predicted model, not a curated record. Lineage: Eukaryota; Metazoa; Mollusca; Bivalvia; Venerida; Veneridae. The transcript has 3 exons.